AUGUGCGCGGCAGCACUGAGCUACGGAGUAAACAGCCGCUAUCUUGACUUAAGAUGGCGGCCGGCGGUAGUUAAUAAAUUCUGCUGCGUCACUGUGAAUUCACCUGUCUGCAGGUUUAACCACCGAGAAACGGAGAAGGUGGAGCUGACCGACGUCUACACGGAGCUGAAGACUGGAGUCGUUCUGAUCCGUCUGCUGGAACUCAUCUCCAGAGAAACGCUGCCGACACCCAGCCGAAGGAAACUCAGAGUCCACUGUCUGGAGAACAACAGCAUCGCCAUCAGCUUCCUGAAAACCAAGAUUCGGGUGGAUCUGAUUGGUCCAGAGAAUGUGGUGGACGGAGACCGGACGCUGAUCCUGGGUCUGCUGUGGAUCAUCAUCCUGAGGUUCCAGAUCGGACCCAUCGACCUGGACGAGGCUGGAGGUGGAGGCAGCGUCGCUCAUCGCUCGGCCAAGGAAGCUCUGCUGAUCUGGUGUCAGAGGAAGACUUCAGGCUACGACGGCGUCAACGUUCAGGACUUUUCCUCCAGCUGGAGGGACGGUCUGGCCUUCAACGCUCUGAUCCACGCCCACCGACCUGACCUGUUCGACUACCGCCGUCUCCAUGGCGACGACCCCCGCCGUAACCUGGGUCACGCCUUUAUCCUGGCGGAGCGAGAGUUCGGCAUCAUGCAGCUGCUGGACGUGGACGACAUGGUGGUGGCUCACCCCGACGAGAAGUCUAUCAUGACCUACGUGUCGCUGUACUACCACUACUUCUCCAAGAUGAAGCAGGGGCAGACCUUCCAGAAGAGGCUUGCAAAGAUUGUCAGACUGCUGAUGGAACUGGAUGGCAUGAAGGUCCAGUAUGAGAGGAUGGUGUCAGAUCUGCUUCAUUGGAUCAAAACCAAGGUGGUGCAGCUGAAUGACAGAAGAUUCCCCAACUCUCUGAGGGAGAUGCAGACUCUGGUGACAGCUUUUAAAACCUACAGAACUGUGGAGAAACCUCCUAAAUACCAGGAACGAGGAGUGAUCGAAGCUCACCUGUUCAGCCUGAAGACUCAGCUGGUGGCCAACAACCAGCGGGCCUACAAUCCUCCAGAAGGUAAAACCCUGAGCGACAUCGAGAAGAGUUGGGUUUUACUGGAGAGAGCUGAACACGAGCGAGAACGAGCCCUGCAGGAGGCGCUGCUGCGCCUGGAGAACCUGGAACAGCUGGCCCAGAAGUUCAACAGGAAGGCGGCUCUGAGGGAGGGUUACCUGGAGGACACGCUGCGUCUGAUCCGGAGGCAGGACAUCCGAGGUUUGUCCACGCUGGAGGAGGCUCUGGCAGCCGGUCGGCGUCUGGAGGCUCUGUCCACCGACGCUCUGGCCAGAGAGCCUCGCUUCACGGCCCUCAGAGACAUGGCUAAGUCCAUCGAGAGAGGAAACUACCACAGCAAGGAGCAGGUCAUCAGGAGGGAGGAGAACAUCAGCCUCCGAUGGAAGGACCUGCUGCAGCAGCUCCAGGAGCAGAGGGUGCUGCUGGGAAAUGUAGUCGACACUCUGAGCAUCCUCAGAGACAUCGAGCUUGUCUCCCAGGAGCUGAAAGAGCUGCAGUCCCAGGCGAGCUCCUCUGAUCUGGGGAGGCAGCUGGCCGAGGUGGAGUCUCUGCUGCAGAAACAGGACCUUCUGGAAGCUCAGAUCUCCUCUCACGGUGAAACCAUCGCCGCCAUCAGCAGCAGAGCGCUCAAGGGGAAAGUCCGAGACGGUCAGCAGAUCCAGAGCAGAGUGAGAGCUCUGGACACUCAGUACAAGUCUCUGGUGUCUCUGAGCAGCAGCAGGAGGAGGCAGCUGGAGGCUCAGCUCCGGCUCUUUGAGUUCUUCUAUGACGGUGAGGAGCUGGAGGCCUGGCUCUACGAACGCUGGGUGAAGCUGCAGACCGCUGGGCUGGGACGAGACCUGAACCACAUCCAGCUGGCUCAGCACAAACACAAGGUGCUGGAGGCAGAGCUCCAGGCCCAGGAGUCUCUGUAUUGGGGGGUUCUGGGUCGG
Messenger RNA from Amphiprion ocellaris (clown anemonefish), 2013 nucleotides. Its product is annotated as spectrin beta chain, non-erythrocytic 5-like. Lineage: Eukaryota; Metazoa; Chordata; Actinopteri; Pomacentridae. The record is from RefSeq and is a predicted model, not a curated record. Gene Ontology annotation, molecular function: actin filament binding. Gene Ontology annotation, biological process: actin cytoskeleton organization. The transcript is spliced from 16 exons. The annotation marks the transcript as partial. Gene Ontology annotation, cellular component: cell junction; plasma membrane; cortical actin cytoskeleton.